AUGGCGUCGAUCCUCCGGCAAAUCGUUGCCGGCCCCCGGUUACAACAUCCUGAAGCUGGUCUAGACUUGUGCUAUGUGACUGAUAACAUCAUCGCAACCUCCGGUCCCUCUUCCAACUACCCGCAACGCGCCUACAGAAACCCCCUGGACGAGCUCGUCAAGUUCCUCGACUCGAAACAUGACUCCGACUGGUGUAUCUGGGAGUUUCGCGCUGAAGGCACCGGAUAUCCCGACUCAGAGGUCUACAACCGCAUCCAUCAUUACCCAUGGCCCGAUCACCAUCCGCCCCCGUUUGCGCUCAUUCCCGCCAUGACGGGCAGUAUGCGCAACUGGAUCCAUCGGCUCGAUGAGCCUGACACAAAAGAUGAGAAAGCUAAGAAGAAAGACAGAGUUGCUGUCGUUCAUUGCAAGGCCGGAAAAGGCCGUAGUGGCACUGUAGCCUGCAGCUACCUGAUUAGCCAGGAAGGGUGGAAGGCAGACGAUGCACUGCAGCGAUUUACCGAGCGGCGAAUGCGUGUCGGGUUCGGGGCUGGGGUGAGCAUCCCAAGUCAGCUGCGGUGGGUGGGAUACGUGGAUAAAUGGACGAACCAGAUGGGAAAGAAGUAUAUCGAGCGGCCGGUGGAGAUCCUCGAGGUGCAUGUGUGGGGACUGAGAGAUGGAGUCAAGGUCGCGGUAGAGGGAUUUGAGGACCAGGGGAAGAAGAUCAAGAAGUAUCAUCUCUUCCAUCGGAGUGAACGUACGGUAGUCGAUGAUGGGAAAUCGAAGACGAUGCCCUUAGACCCAGUCCCAAACGGACAUGCCGAUAACAACAACAAGAAACAACCCCAAUCCGCUGCGACAUUUCCACCCAGAACAGAAGACAGCCCUCACCCAUCCACCGAUUCACCCGCCAGAACAGACACUCCCCCAAAACACGUCUCCGCCAUCGUCUUCCGUCCCAAGUCCCCCAUCAGCGUCCCCACCUCCGACGUGAACAUCGACUUCGAACGACGCAGCAAGGCCGCCUACACCGGCUGGGCCAUGGUAACGUCCAUCGCGCACGUCUGGUUCAACGCCUACUUCGAAGGCGGCGACCAGCACGACUCAGGCGUCUUCGAAGCCGAAUGGGAGGCCCUCGACGGCAUCAAAGGCACAACACGCAAGGGCGUCAAAGCCUUAGACCGACUGAAAGUCGUCUGGCGAUACGCCAACCAACCAGGCACCUCCCACCCCGACACAGGAAGACCCAUUUCCGAGCCCAAGCCCGGUGAACCAAUUCCCGAAACUCAGCCACCGGACUGGCACAUUCAUGGCACUGGCUCCAACUCUGGUACUGACACCCCACGAGACCAGGAAGACGAGAACACACCUCCCCCACCUCCUUCUAAAGAGCUAGAAGCCGACAAGGACCUCGAAUCAGAACAAGACAGCAGCUCAACCAAACAUAAACAUAAAGACAAACAUACUACUAACGAGCACGAGCACGACCACCCCCUCCUCUCAGAACUCAGCACCGCUGCCGCCUCCGCCGUGUCUUCAAUACCAGGAAUAGGCAAGCAGCUAGGUCUGCGCAAGCAAACCGACGAAAGCAAAGACGUUAGUCUUGCGGGCAGUAGCGAGGACGAGUCGGGGAGAAGUUCAGCUGCGCCUUCGCAGGCGAAGAAAGAUACAAAGAAAGAGUGGUCGUCUGUUGACGAGGGUAAAUAG
Messenger RNA from Aspergillus tubingensis, 1686 nucleotides. Its product is annotated as putative phosphatidylinositol-3,4,5-trisphosphate 3-phosphatase. Gene Ontology annotation, molecular function: protein tyrosine phosphatase activity; protein tyrosine/serine/threonine phosphatase activity; phosphatidylinositol-3,4,5-trisphosphate 3-phosphatase activity. NCBI's taxonomy places the organism in Eukaryota, Fungi, Ascomycota, Eurotiomycetes, Eurotiales, Aspergillaceae. Bases 1 to 1686 code for a protein of 561 amino acids. The transcript is spliced from 3 exons. The record is from RefSeq and is a predicted model, not a curated record. Gene Ontology annotation, biological process: phosphatidylinositol dephosphorylation; regulation of phosphatidylinositol 3-kinase/protein kinase B signal transduction; negative regulation of cell population proliferation. Gene Ontology annotation, cellular component: cell projection; nucleus; cytosol.